AUGUAUACAUUACAACUGAUAUUUAAACUUCUUACUCUGACCGGUUUAUUAAAACCAUCCUCUUGGAAAUCAUUGUGGAAGAGAGUUUUAUACAAAAUUUAUGCAGGCACAUUAAGUGUACUGCUCAUCUCUUUGGAAAUAUUUCUUAUUCUCGAUCUUUUUAUCAACGUGGACGAUCAGGAUGAUCUUGCCGAGAAUUUGUACGUGACGUUAACGUUACUCUCCAGUUCUUUAAAAACGAUCAUGCUGUUAAUCUACAUAGGAGAUAUACUGAUUUUAAUAGACGUUAUACAAAAGGAACCUUUUGUACCGCUUAAUGAUGAAGAGAUUAAGAUCCGUAUGAAAUUCGAAGAUCAAAUCGAAUGGAACUCUAUGGCCUACACAUUUGCCAUGCACUGCUUCGUUAGUCUAAUGUGGAUAGGUUCGCUUUUUACGGACUUCAGAAAUGGAAGAUUGAAGUUUCGAGUCUGGCUACCUAAAUUCUUGAGCUCGCCACGUUUGUUUGCCGUUAUUUUUUUACAUCAAAUCAUAGCCACGACGUUUAGCACGAACAUAAAUAUCAUCUGCGAUUGCCUGUUCAGCAGCUUGUUGAUUCAUAUUUAUUGCCAGCUGGAAAUUCUUGGACACCGUAUGAGGAAUAUUAUGGUAAACAAGAAGUAUUCGGCGAAAGGCUGUGCUUAUCAUCACGAUCAAAUAUACAAAUUCGCAGUGAUGGUGAACGAUAAUUUUAAGACGAUAAUGUCCAUACAAUUCAUGAUAAGUACUGGAACGAUGUGCUUUAUUCUCUAUCGAUUAUCGCUAUGUAGCUUCGGUCCAAAGUUCGUAGAAAUCGCUUGUUAUUUAUUUUGUCUACUCUUACAAAUAUUCUAUUACUGUUGGUUCGGCAACGAAGUCAAACUGAAGAGCCAGGAGAUUGCAGACAUGAUACUGGAAAACGGUUUAGUGUCAUUGGACGAGAAGUCAAAAAAAAUACUUUUAGUGAUUAUGAGACGUACACUGGAACCCAUUCGUUUCACUGGUUUUUAUAUCAUUUCCAUGAACCUUGAUUCUUUUGUGUCAGUCAGUAUUCUUAAUGUAACCUUAGAAAAUCAGCAUAUAAAUAGUACUGGAAGCAACUUCUCAAGCGUUAAAGGUGUAGACGGGAUAGAAAUGUCAUCUCUCUCUCACAGCACUCCUUAUUUGCACGAAGAUCUCAAAACCAUGACCGAGAAAUUCUCACUAUGCAUUUCCGUACUGGGCGUCUGUCUGAAAGUGGCCAAUCUUUUUCUUCAAAGAAAAGAAAUUAUAAAUGUGAUGAACAUGCUGUUGAAAGAGGAUUGCCUUCCUAAGGAUGAGACGGAGAAGCUUAUUCAACGCAAACAUGAUAUACACGCAAGGAAAUUGACGAUAUACUGUGAGAUCCUUAACGAAUCAGCCGUGUUCUUCGGAACAGUGGCGCAAUUCAAUCUGCUCAUAGAAACGAGAAGUUUACCAUUUUCCGAUUGGAUGCCGUACGAUUUAUCAUCGCAAGAAUCAUAUUUAAUAUCGCUGUUAUAUCAGACGAUGAGUUUGAUGAUCUGCGCGAACACGAGCGUAGCUAACGAGACCCUGAUCGCAGGACUGAUGAUACAAGCCGGGGCGCAAUUCGAGAUUUUCUGCCAUCGUGCCCGGAACUUCGCCGCUUCGAUCACGGAAGCAGAAGGAAAUAAUAUGUUUAAACAGCAUUUGAAACAUAACUAUAAGAGAACUCUGGAGAAUUUAGUGAAAUACCAUCUUGAAAUUUACAGGAAAUUGACGAUAUACUGUGAGAUCCUUAACGAAUCAGCCGUGUUCUUCGGAACAGUGGCGCAAUUCAAUCUGCUCAUAGAAACGAGAAGUUUACCAUUUUCCGAUUGGAUGCCGUACGAUUUAUCAUCGCAAGAAUCAUAUUUAAUAUCGCUGUUAUAUCAGACGAUGAGUUUGAUGAUCUGCGCGAACACGAGCGUAGCUAACGAGACCCUGAUCGCAGGACUGAUGAUACAAGCCGGGGCGCAAUUCGAGAUUUUCUGCCAUCGUGCCCGGAACUUCGCCGCUUCGAUCACGGAAGCAGAAGGAAAUAAUAUGUUUAAACAGCAUUUGAAACAUAACUAUAAGAGAACUCUGGAGAAUUUAGUGAAAUACCAUCUUGAAAUUUACAGAUUUGCCCAAAGAGUGAACAUUGUAUUCCAGUAUAUGAUUUUUCUCCAGUUCUCUAUAAGCUCCACAGUGCUUUGCCUAAGUAUUUAUAAAAUGUCAACAAUAGAUCCAUUCAGCGUAAACUUCAUUUGGAGCGCUUUCUAUUUGUGUUGCAUGCUCAUGCAGGUGUAUUUAUAUUGUUGGUUUGGAAACGAGGUGACGUUGAAGAGCAGCAAAGUGGGCGAUGCUAUUUACGAAAUGGAUUGGACAACGUUGCCUGUUAACGUAAUGAAGGAUUUACUGUUGAUUAUGGUAAGAUCUACAAGACCGGUGAAAAUGACAAGCGGAUACGUACUGACUCUGUCCGUCGAAUCUUUCAGAAGUAUCAUGAAAAUAACAUAUUCGUCCUACAAUCUCUUGACAAAUACUGCGAGUAAAUAAGAAAGUUCAUCUGGUGUCGUCCAAAAGAUUAUCG
Molecule: messenger RNA, 2608 nt
Organism: Ceratina calcarata
Lineage: Eukaryota; Metazoa; Arthropoda; Insecta; Hymenoptera; Apidae
Exons: 10
Coding region: 1-2574 (857 amino acids)
Biological process (GO): sensory perception of smell; detection of chemical stimulus involved in sensory perception of smell
Cellular component (GO): plasma membrane
Molecular function (GO): olfactory receptor activity; odorant binding
Source: RefSeq, a predicted model, not a curated record